This is a messenger RNA of Sphaeramia orbicularis (orbiculate cardinalfish), 2775 nucleotides long. RefSeq names its product G protein-coupled receptor 18 (gene gpr18). NCBI's taxonomy places the organism in Eukaryota, Metazoa, Chordata, Actinopteri, Kurtiformes, Apogonidae. The transcript has 2 exons. Gene Ontology annotation, cellular component: plasma membrane. Gene Ontology annotation, biological process: phospholipase C-activating G protein-coupled receptor signaling pathway; positive regulation of Rho protein signal transduction. Gene Ontology annotation, molecular function: G protein-coupled receptor activity. The record is from RefSeq and is a predicted model, not a curated record. The coding region runs from base 132 to 1148 and encodes 338 amino acids.
CCUUAGUGAAAGUAUUCACUUCCCUCUUUUGGCUGUUACAGUCUGAUAGCCCAGAUAAAUCGCUUUACCACUUCAUAAAACCUGUUGGUGCAAGCUUGUCAAGAUGUUUGUGUGAUUUCAGCGGUUUUAGUAUGAUGCUUGAUCUCAACACCUCUAACAUGUCUGUGGAGUCCAGUCUGGUCAGACCGGAGCAGGGCCCGGCAGAAUACCGCAUAGCAGGCCUGGUCUUCUACUGCUUCGUCUUCAUCAUAGGAGUCAUUGUAAAUCUCACUGCUUUAUGGGUGUUUGCCCUCACCACCAAGAAGAGGAACUCAGUCACCGUCUACAUGAUAAAUGUGGCAGUAGUAGACCUCAUCUUCAUCCUGCUGCUUCCCUUCAGGAUGGUUUACCACCACCAGGAUUACUGGCCCUUUGGAAAUCUCUUCUGCAGGAUCAGUGCAGCUUUGACCAUCUUCUAUCCCUGCAUAGCUCUGUGGCUGUUUGCACUUAUAAGUGCUGACCGUUACAUGGCGAUUGUGCAGCCAAAGCAUGGCAAGGAGCUAAAGAACAUCCCCAAGGCCCUGGUAGCGAGUGUUGGGGUGUGGGUCAUGACUCUAGGCAGCACUGUACCCCUGCUCUUCUCUGCGGAUGACCCUGAUCAAACCUCCAAUUUUACCACCUGCAUCAAAAUGCAAGACAUCAUUUACAUGCGUCGAGACAACCCUGUCAACUUUGUGAGGCUCAUCUUUUUCUUCCUGCUCCCUAUAUGUGUUAUGAUUGGCUGCUAUGUUGUCAUUGUGGACAAUCUGAUCCAUGGACGCACCUCAAAACUGAAACCAAAAGUGAAGCAGAAGUCCAUCCGGAUUAUCAUCACACUCAUUAUCCAAGUGUUGGUGUGUUUUGUGCCGUUCCAUGUAUGUUUAGUGCUUCGGUUGUUACAGACUGAUGAAGGGGGGUUCAGCACAUGGGCGGUUUUCACCACAUACUUGAUGAAUCUUAGCACAGUCUUAGAUAUUAUCCUGUACUACAUUGUCUCAAAGCAGUUCCAGGACAGGGUGAUCAGUGUGAUUCUGUACAGAAACUAUCUGCGAAGUGUGAGGAGGAAAAGUAGGCACACACAUACAGGCAGCAUCCGAUCAAUGAGCAACCUGACCAGUGCAAUGAUAUGAAUCAGGCAUCACCUCCAUGUCAAACAACACAUGGAGAAGUAUUGUGCACAAUUUGGCACAAUGUAACAGUGAAUGCAUCGCUGUGUGCAUGGUUCAUUAUCAAAAGGAUCAAAACUUGCAAUUAAUUUCCAAGAUGUAAUUUACACUCACAGUAUGGGAGUGCUGCUGUUGUGGCAAAAACAUCUGUGUUCAGAGCUGAUUGACUCACCCAUGAGACUUGAGAUGUUCUCUGUUCGUCUUUGCUCUGGCAGACAAAGCACCAGUAUCUUUGGCUCAGGUGUAAUAGAUGCAGGCAAAAAUAAAUCUUGCAAACAUUUAACACAUAUAGCUCACAGUACAGCACUGUUUGCUUUUGUUAAUAUGAAUAAACAGUGGACGUCUAUUUCGGCAUUUACACUGUUAGCCUUGAAGUAUGAAGAGCAUAACAGAACCCACAGUGGGAAGCCUACAGGAAAUGAUGGUGGGUUUUUAAAGGUGGCUGCUUUAGUUUAGCUGUGGGUUACUUUAGUCACCUAAAUGCAGCAUCCGUAAACAGUAACUGUAAUCAUUAAUGCUGUUUAAUAUCCUGUUUAUAACAAAUUUUAAAUAUUUGAAGUGAAGUUGAAGCCCAACCAUUUAAUGUAUGACAUUCCUAACCACAGCACAGACUUCCUGAAUACUGCUGUACAUGUAAUGACCAGCUGAUGGCAGCAUGGCACAGCUAGAACCCAUGAACCUGCCACAGCAAGGAUCCUUUUUACUAAGUGGAUAGACUUUUGCUUCUGUGGUGCGAAGUCCGUUUUAUCUUUUUACUUGUCUCUGUCUUUUAUUACAUUUAAAUUAGUUUUAUAAUUGUAAAUAUGCUACAACUACAUGCAGUGAAAUGACAGAAUAAGGAUUUUACCUCCUCACACAGUAGUUGUUAACUACUGCAGAGUUUCCUCAGAGAGGAAUCUGACCAUGGUGUGUUUAUGGUCAAAUGUGAAUUGUAUUGAUUACAUGUUAAAUGAUUCAGUCACUUGGAGUGCAUUUACAGUAACAUCCUCAAGAGAUGUCAGAGAGGCUAUUCACUAGAUUUAAAGCAACCUUAACCUUAAAACAGAAAAGCAUUUCUGCACUGGGAUACUUCAACAUAAGGUCUCAGCUGGGAAUGUAAGUUCCACUAUGAACAAUCCUGCAAAUUAACUCCAUUUCUUUCCUCAAAUAACAGACAAGUGAUGAGUUAGAUGUUACUGAAUGUCUGACAGUUUUGUCUGUCUGCAAAGACCGGUUAAUAUAAAUGAAGGGGGAAAAAAUCAUGUUUGAAUGUGACGGUUUUGAUAGGUAUGCUGCACAAACAUAACCCAAGCUAAAAAUCGAUUUUGUGUUGGCAAUUGCUAAAAUAAUCGAAUUACAGUGUCUGUCACACCUACACAGUUAUAACUGGAUUAGACAGUGUCUUGGCGUAGCUGAGUAAAUACGUAGUGUCUCAUACAAUUAGAUGGUCAAGGCGUUUUGUGGUAUAGCACAUGUACCACAGUAACUCUCAGAAUUGCACAUGAAGUGUUUUAAACAAAAAACUUAAUGUCUGAUGUAUUUCUUGACAGAAAUUUGUUUCUUAAUGUUUCCCCAUGUAUUCAUCAGUACAAAUAAUAAAAUGUUGUGUGCA